GCAGUGCGAGAGGGGAGUCUCCAGUUGCUUUUCCAUGUUCAGGGGAGAGAGACAUGGCGGAAGAGAUGCUCCGGCAGAGCCUCCGAGUCAAUGUGGGAAGCAGGGCUGCUUGUGCCGGCUUCUCGCCAAGGACGGUAAUGUGCUAAAAGUAAGGAUCCAUAAGCAUUCAACAACAGUCACAGUUAUUGACAACAGUACAGACGUAAGCAUGAUUAAAAUGAUUUCUGCUGAAGGGAAUGUAUAAAUGAAGAACUAUUGUGCUUGAGUGGUACAAUUCAUAAAAGAAGAUGGCUUUUGUUAGUUCAAAGGAAAUUGCACUAAUUGUUGGAGUAGUUGCGGCAUGUUACUGGAAUAGUCUCUUUUGUGGCUUUGUCUUUGACGACGUAUCGGCCAUUUUGGACAACAAAGACUUGCAUCCUUCUACACCUUUAAAAAAUCUUUUUCUGAAUGAUUUCUGGGGCACUCCUAUGUCUGAGGAGAGAAGUCAUAAGUCCUAUCGACCGCUCACAGUCCUCACAUUCCGUUUGAACUACUUGUUCAGUGAACUGAAUGCUGUUUCUUACCACUUCUUGAAUGUUAUAUUCCAUGCCAUUGUUUGCAUAGUUUUCCUCAAGGUCUGUAAGCUGUUCUUGGACAAUAGGAGCAGUUUGGUUGCAUCUUUAUUAUUUGCUGUACAUCCAAUACAUACGGAAGCAGUAACUGGUGUGGUGGGCAGAGCUGAGCUUCUCUCUUCCAUUUUCUUUCUUGCUGCAUUUUUGUCCUAUACCAGAUCUCGUGGGCCAGAAAACACUAUAGUGUGGAUUCCUAUUGCACUGACUGUGUUUUUAGUUGCUGUUGCUACAUUAUGUAAGGAGCAAGGAAUAACAGUGGUGGGAAUAUGUUGUGUCUAUGAAGUAUUUAUAGCUCAAGGGUAUACUUUGCCCAUUCUUUGGGACACAGUGUUACAAAUUCUACGAGGCAAAGUCAGCAUUCCCUAUUGUAUGCUCCAGAUGCUUUUGAAACUAAUAGUUCUAAUGUUCAGUACACUACUGCUUGUUGUGAUCAGAGUCCAGGUCAUUCAGUCACAACUGCCAGUGUUUACAAGGUUUGAUAAUCCAGCUGCUGUGAGUUCAUUUCCUACAAGGCAGCUCACUUUCAACUACCUCCUCCCUGUAAAUGCAUGGUUGCUUCUAAAUCCCUCUGAACUGUGUUGCGAUUGGACAAUGGGCACCAUUCCAUUGGUGGAGUCCCUUCUAGAUAUGAGAAAUCUUGCCACCAUGACUUUCUUCUGCUUUUUGGGAACUUUGGUUAUCUUCAGCCUUCGAUAUCCUGGGGAUUCUUCAAAGACUGUUUUGAUGGCACUUUGCUUAAUAGUGUUGCCAUUCAUCCCAGCAUCAAAUCUUUUUUUUCCUGUUGGCUUCGUAGUAGCAGAACGAGUGUUAUAUGUUCCCAGCAUGGGAUUCUGCAUGCUAGUAGCCCAUGGGUGGAAAAAACUCUCAAACAACAGUGUGCUAAGAAAGCUCUCCUGGAUUUGUCUGUCUCUGGUGUUGUUAAUUCAUGCCUUAAAGACAUUGCACAGGAAUUGGGACUGGGAGUCAGAAUACACAUUGUUUAUGUCUGCUUUGAAGGUGAAUAAAAACAAUGCAAAAUUGUGGAAUAAUGUGGGUCAUGCUUUAGAAAAUGAAAAAAACUUUGAAAGUGCAUUGCAUUUCUUCAUACAAGCUACCCAGGUACAGCCAGAUGACAUUGGUGCUCACAUGAACGUAGGAAGAACAUACAAAAAUUUAAACAGAACCAAGGAAGCAGAAGAAUCUUAUUUGUUGGCAAAGUCAUUGAUGCCACAGAUUAUCCCAGGUAAAAAGUACGCUGCACGAGUUGCUCCUAACCAUCUGAAUGUUUAUAUAAACCUUGCAAACUUGAUUCGGGCAAAUGACUCUCGCCUUGAAGAAGCAGACCAGUUGUAUCGUCAAGCCAUCAGCAUGAGACCGGAUUUCAAACAAGCAUACAUUAGCAGGGGGGAAUUGCUUUUAAAAAUGAACAAACCCCUUCAAGCUAAGGAAGCUUACCUCAGAGCACUUGAACUGGAUAGGAUUAAUGCAGACCUGUGGUAUAACUUGGCAAUUGUUUAUAUUGAACUGAAAGAUCCCACGGAAGCUCUGAAGAAUUUCAACAGGGCAUUAGAACUCAAUCCCAAUCAUAAAUUAGCUCUGUUCAAUUCUGCACUCCUAAUGCAAGAAUCUGGAGAUGCUAGACUUAGGCCUGAAGCUAGGAAGAGGCUUCUAGAUUAUGUAAAAGAAGAACCGCAGGAUGCAAAUGGCUAUUUUAACUUGGGUAUGCUUGCCAUGGAUGACAAAAAAGAUGCUGAGGCAGAAACCUGGAUGAAAAAAGCCAUAAAGCUACAGGCCGGCUUCCGAAGUGCUUUGUUCAAUUUGGCACUGCUUUAUUCACAGACUGCAAAGGAGUUGAAGGCUCUGCCAGUUCUAGAGGAAUUAUUGAGAUAUUACCCUGAUCAUGCCAAAGGUUUGAUUCUGAAGGGAGACAUUUUGAUGAACCAAAAGAAAGAUAUACAGGGAGCUAAACAAUGUUUUGAGAAAAUCUUGAAAAUGGAUCCCAACAAUGUACAAGGAAAACACAACCUUUGUGUUGUAUAUUUUGAAGAAAAAGACUUACUAAAAGCUGAGAAAUGUUUAGUGGAGACGUUGGCUUUAGCCCCACAUGAGGAAUACAUCCAACGACAUUUAAGCAUUGUCCGAAGUAAAAUUAUUUCACUUGGCCCAGGAGAGGUUCCUGUAAUUCCAACAGAAAAGGCUGGGGCUGUGGAAGGGAAAAAAAUCCCAUUGGAAAACACAAAAGGGGAAAAAAAUGAACAGAAAAGCACUCGGACUACAAAUAGUAAUCAUAACAAUAAAGGGCAGACAAAGCCCAAGAAAAAUGUGGAGAAAAACACCACAGACAAAGAGACGAAAAAGAAAUCUACAAAAGAAAUUAAAGACAUUGAGAAAAAACGGGUUGCUGCUCUGAAAAGAUUGGAAGAAAUUGAACGUAUAUUAAAUGGUGACUAAUUUUUUGGAAGACCUCCAAUGUAGGAGGUUGAUGUCUUCUUCCAUGUUUGGGUGCAUAUGUGAGUUCGGUCUGAAAUGACCCUUGGUGCUGUUUGAAUUUGGGGAAAAUGCUGAAAACAUAUCAUGAGAAGCAGGAGGUGAAAACAGAAAAGUUGUUUCUGUUACAAAAAAAUCAGGAAAAUCAUGGUUUUUGAUGCAUGGUAAAAGGGAUUGAGCUUUAACUGACACACAGGUUUUCCAGCAAUAGAUGCUGUAAUACUAAUACUGCAACGACCUGUUUCUUGGGAAGCAACUUUUGUGGUACUUCAAAUUGAACUUGUUUAGAAUCAAGCUUCAAAAUUCUAAGGACUAGAAAAUGCUUGAAGGCAAAUUUUGAAAAGGUACCUCAGGUAUGAUGAUGUGUACACUAAAUUUAAGGGGAAAUACACUGAUUCAGUGCACAUUUGGGGCUAAGGAAUGCACAUUUGGGGCUAAGACUAGUAUUGGUCCUACUUAGGUCCUUUAAAAUGAAUGGGAUUUGUUAGUCAUAACUAAAUGAAGUGCCAUUGAUUUUAAUGGGUUGGGUAAAACUAAUGUUAGAUUGAGCCCUUAGUCUAGAUAACUUUUUUCCUGAAUUAGCUCAUUGAGUUUUCACAUAUUUUUCUACCUAUUCAUUGUACAUCCCAUCUCUAUUCCCCCAUUUCUCUAGAAUUAUGAGUGCUCCUGAAUGUGUUGCGGGUUAACUAGCAAAUACCACUCCCUAUUAUGUGUCUGCAUGCAUGCAUUUGAUGCUUUAAAAAACAACAACACUUGUCUAUAUAACACUAAAAGUGCAAUGAUUCUCUAAAUCAUUGGGGAGGAUCUCAUCCCAAAAUAGUGCUAAAUUAAACUUCUUCAACUAUUAUGUGGUUAAGAUCCUGUUGUGUUCUUACUACAUUUCUGCAAACAGUAGGUCCAUUUCCCAGCAGUCACCUCCACCAAUGUGAGAAAUCGCUUGAUGCAAAAUGUAUGGGUUUAUUUCUAACCCAUUGGAACAUGGGUACUGGAGUUUGUUGUCUUUCUUUCCCUUCUUUACUUUGUUUUUAAGUUAAGAAAUAGAUGUGAGGCAUUCCUGGGUUUCAAGUUUUUCGUCAAUGAAUAGAUUCCCUGAUACAGUAAAAUAAGCCAAUGCUCUCCAUCUCUCUCUCUCUCUCUCCCUCUCUCUCUCUCUCUCUCUCUCUCUCUUGCAAUUACUUUAAAUUCUGUUUUAUUUUUUGGAGUUUACACAUAUGCUAUGGGGAUAUUGUUAACAAUUGAGGAUUCCAGGUAGCUCUAUAAUUAUUAAGGUUUGCUCUGCAGUAGAGCACGUACUUUGCAUUCAGGAAGGUCCUGGAUUCAAUUCUUGUAUCUCCAUGUAUGACUCUGAAAAACCCUUUUAGAGCUCCUGUCAAUCAGUGUAAACGAGCCAGCUGGAACAAUGAUCUGACUCAGCUUCCUGUGGAGUCAGUCAAAACGACAUUUAUAGAAUAGAACUGUUAAGUCACGUCAUUUUUCGUGGCUUAAGAAAAACCUGAGGGUUGCAUGGAAAGUACAGCCAAUUGGACAUGACAUGCAAGUAAACCAUGGAAUUAUUCCUUUUAAAAAAACACUGCAGUUCUGAAAGUUUCCCAGCCUCGUUGUCCAAUGGAGCAGUUGUGUAAAAGAAGGAACGUUCCCAUGCCCUACUUGCAACAUGUGUAGAUCAUCAUGUGUACACAAAGACGUGCUGAUCAUACAUAAACAGUCUAUACCCAGAUCAUGUUAUUCCCAACAUACGUAGAGAUUUUGCACUAAUUCACGUCUAAAAGGUUGACUUCAUUUCCAAACAUGAAAUUGUUUACCUUUUUAAUCACAGAAUUUGUGGGGAAAUGUUAAUUAAGUAUUUAUUCUGUCUACUAAAUUCCAAAUUGUUUAUUUCCACUAACAUCUGUAUUAGAAUGUGUUAAUUUAAUUUCUAAUGAGAAACAUGGAUUGAUAAUUUCUGUGUUUUUAUAUCUGUGGCUAUGCAUUUUUUCUUUUAAAUAUACUGUUGAUUGUCUAAAAAACUUCUUUUUAAUUUUUUUUAAUGUUAGCGCUUCCUGAGAACUAAAAAGACAUUUACAUUGGCAGAAA
Anolis sagrei ordinatus is the source of this 5150-nucleotide messenger RNA. It is a transcript of the gene TMTC3, whose product is annotated as transmembrane O-mannosyltransferase targeting cadherins 3. Gene Ontology annotation, cellular component: endoplasmic reticulum. Gene Ontology annotation, molecular function: protein binding; mannosyltransferase activity. Lineage: Eukaryota; Metazoa; Chordata; Lepidosauria; Squamata; Anolidae. The record is from RefSeq and is a predicted model, not a curated record. Gene Ontology annotation, biological process: protein O-linked glycosylation via mannose.